Cheilinus undulatus (humphead wrasse) is the source of this 2050-nucleotide messenger RNA. RefSeq names its product FKBP prolyl isomerase 7 (gene fkbp7). The record is from RefSeq and is a predicted model, not a curated record. NCBI's taxonomy places the organism in Eukaryota, Metazoa, Chordata, Actinopteri, Labriformes, Labridae. Bases 1 to 690 code for a protein of 229 amino acids. The transcript is spliced from 5 exons. Gene Ontology annotation, molecular function: calcium ion binding; peptidyl-prolyl cis-trans isomerase activity.
AUGGGGAAGUUGCCACGACUGCACGGAGGAGCGAUGUGGAGGCAAGUAAGCUGGAUACUGUGCGUCUUUGUGUCCUCACAGAUCCCUUUAUGGUCUGUUUGUGCUGCAGCAGAAGAACAGGACGAAGAGGUGAAGAUUGAAGUUUUAUUCAAGCCUGAGCCAUGCUCUCCAAGGAGCAAGAAAGGAGAUCUGAUGAACGUACAUUACGACGGGUACCUCGCCAAGGAUGGGUCUCAGUUCUACUGCAGUCGGUCAGACAAAGCUGGCCACCCUCAGUGGUUUGUGCUGGGCGUGGGACAAAUCCUUAAGGGCCUCGACAUAGGGAUGGAGGACAUGUGUGCUGGAGAGAAACGAAAAAUAACAGUUCCACCAGCUCUGGCCUUUGGAGAAAAGGGGAAACAUCCAGUGCCACCGAACGCCACAGUGAUCUUUGAGGUGGAGGUGUACAUGGUGUCCAGGGGACCGCGCAGCAUGGAGGCUUUUGGAGAGAUGGACCAAGAUAAAGACAAGAGUCUCACUAAGGAUGAGGUAAAACAGCACCUGAAAAUGCAGUAUGAAAGAGAUGGGAAGACAUACGAUGAGCCUUUCUAUGAGAAGAUCAUGGCCGAUAUAUUCUACAAGAACGACCAGGACAGAGACGGACAGAUCAGUAUGAAGGAGUAUAAUGUUUUUAAGCAUGAUGAACUCUAGUGUUGAUUGUCUUAGUUGUGUUUUUUAGUAGAUGUGCUUUUUAACAAAGAGACAAAAUGAGGAAUAUUUAAGAGGAAAUCCAUUAAGAACAUUUUACACUUUUCCAUCUGUUUAGGUUGAUUUUUUCUUUUCAAACAUGUUAUUAUGAUGACCCAUCACUUCUGAGUCAGUUUAAAGUUUUUUAUUUUUCCCCCAAUGCCAUUUAAGGCCCCUGGAUGCAGUCACAGUGCUUUUUGAAGACCCCUUGGUGCACUUUGGCCCACUGAAAACACUGUUGUUCAAUGAGUGCCUUCAAAACCACUAAUUUUGUAAUGCUACUCUGAUGGAAAUCUCAGUAUUAUCAAAACAUAAAAGCAGUAAACAUAACUGAGACACCGAAUAUUAAAUGUCAGAUAAGUCUGCCACUGGAUAUAUGAAACUAUUCAAAUAGGAUCUAACAUGCUUGCUCUGUUGUUAAAAGGAUGUUGAACUGUUACAGGUUGGAUUUUUCCUUUAUGAUAAAGCCACAAAAUACAUGUGUUGUUCUGUUUGAAGAAACUUUCCAGGAAGAAUAAUAGAUCUCACUGUUUUCAAACUAAGUGCUUAACCUGUGCAAGUUAGAAAGUCUCUUAGACAUGUACAAACAACAUUUAGUUUUGUGAAAAUACUUGUUAAUUUUAAAAAGGUACACACACUUUGGCAUAUUUACUAGGUAACAAACAAGUAAAUAACUGCUUGUUAACCAUUAUUUAAUGUGUAGAUCGUGAGUAACUCAUCAAAUUGAAUUAAGUAAUUGAUUAUUACUUUCAGUUGAUCCUUGUACUGGUUUUUUCAUGUUUACCUUUUUAUUAGUUACUCAUUUUGUUUCCCCCAUAAGUGCAGCAUUAUACAGAGGAGCAGCUAUGGCAGUUUUAGUGUAGGUUCACUCACAGUCAGUUUCUCAUUUGUUUCAUGGUAAAGAUGCCAAUUUUAGUAUACCUGAUUUUACAGUGUUAACAAAAUGCCACUUAUAUUUUUGCAAGUGGCAUAUCUUUUAUCUCCUGUACUUUGUUUUUGUCAUGUUGCAAAACAAGUUUAACCUUGUUGCACAAAAUAAAAAAUAUAUUGUACAAUCUUGUAAAAUUCUGACCACAGAGUGGUACUUUCCCUUAGAAUUUUCCUCCCCUUUAUUCUGCACUUUUAAAGAAAAGGUGACUGCUUGAACUAAAUAAUUUCUGUCCUAUCUGAAUGAGACCCCGAAUGUUCAUUUUGGUUUUCCUGCAACACAGCAAUAAAUAAAAAAUUUUAAAUAAUUCUCUAGAUUUUCCAUAUACAUAUAACUAAAUUGCUUCAAAAAUAACAGUAAUUUAUGUAAAACUUGGGGGAUAUGUUUGUAUUGGAA